AUGGAUCGACGCCGACUAGCUUUAAUCUUUGGAAAUGAAGACUACAGUGGUACAGCAAAAUUAAAAAGUUGUGUUAAGGAUGCAGACGAUUUAGCAGUGGCAUUAACUAAUUUGGAUUUUCAAUGUACAAAAUAUCAUAAUUUGAAUAAACGUGCCAUGGAUAUUGCUAUCAGAGACUUUUGUGCCAUUAUUGCUGAUAAUGAUUGUAUUUUAAUAUAUUUUUCUGGACAUGGCAUGGAAGCUUGCCCAGCAUUUGGUAAAGCAUUAACGUCACAUGUUAACAUACCACAAGAAUCACAAUUUGCUUUGAUAUUUUCAUCUGAUCCUGGUACAGUAUCUUACGUUGGUGAUGAAAGUGGAAAUAGCUUCUUUACAUCAGCGCUAUUAAAUCAUUUGGCUACACCAAAGUUAGAGAUUGAUGGCAUGAUGAAGCUAGUUAGAAAAGAAAUGUUACAAACCUCACUGGGUCAACAACGACCGUGGAUCCAUUCAUGUUUAACAGAAGACUUUUAUUUCAAUCAAGGUUUGUAA
Rotaria sp. Silwood1 is the source of this 531-nucleotide messenger RNA. NCBI's taxonomy places the organism in Eukaryota, Metazoa, Rotifera, Eurotatoria, Philodinida, Philodinidae. The record is from the annotation of a GenBank genome assembly.